Molecule: messenger RNA, 1341 nt
Organism: Saccostrea cuccullata (small rock oyster)
Lineage: Eukaryota; Metazoa; Mollusca; Bivalvia; Ostreida; Ostreidae
Exons: 2
Coding region: 593-994 (133 amino acids)
Molecular function (GO): protein binding
Source: RefSeq, a predicted model, not a curated record
GUUCCAUGGCCAAACAAAUGGUACUUCUGCAUCUAAUGGACACUCCGAUCCGGAUGUGUACAAACAACUUCUUCAUCUAGAAAUAGUGUUGGAUUCUAUACUGAUGGAUCAAAAACAACAAGCUCUACAAAUUCAGAAAUCAGAACAACAGCAAAAGUUAUUAGAGGAAGAGAUUCAGACAAUGAAGCAGUGGAAUCAGACAGUGUUGAAUUCUAUAUUGUUGGAUCAAAAUCAACAAGCUCAGAGGUUUGAGCAACAUCAAAAGUUAUUAGAAGGAGAGAUCCAGACAGCCCAAAUGCAGAUAGAAAGUGAAAACAAAAUCUUAAAAGAAAGACUGGACAACUUGAAUACUUCAUCCACUUCAUCACAAGACGCUUGCCUGGAUGAAAAACUGAAUAAUCUGAAUUCAACAUCAACAUUUCUGCUUCAAGAAAAUAUAAUUUUGAAAGAUCAGCUUCAGAUUUUGAACUUUACUUCCAUGUUAAUACAACAAAAUUUGACCACAUCAGAAGACAUAAGAAGGCUGAAGAACAUCCUUACCUUUUAAAUUGAGCAGACUGUCAGAGACAGUGAACAGAAAAUCAUAAAGAACAUGUCUGUCACAAUCACCGACCUGGAACUCCGAGACCGAUAUUUAUCACUUUCUCUUCUGGACGUACACAACCACACAGCAGCAUUAUCAUCAUCCCUUUCCAGUUUGGAUGCACGGCAAAACCAAAUGAAGAGUGAAAUCCAAAUACUGAUAAAUUCGCAGCAAAAUGACAUCACCAAACUUAAUAAUACAAUUAUCAAUCUCAAAAAUCGUGUACAAUCCAAUGUAGCUUUUACAGCUGGGGCGAAUACUGGCCAUACAUAUGCAAGUGGAGACACAGUUAUAUUCCCAACAGCCAUAUACCAGGUGGGAGGAGGAUACAACCCUACAACAGGAGUGUUUACCGCCCCCAAAAGCUGGACUGUAUCUUAUAUUCUGUACCAAUGUGGCAAAUUACUAUAAAUCCUUCUGAACCCAAAUUAUUAUUAAUGGUCCACCUAAGGUUGGUGUCAUGGCUUAUCUUGAAGGAUAUGUAACUGUCUAUCAAUCAGCCUCCAACCUUGUUGUCCACCAGUUACAAAUGGGAGAUCGAGUCUGGAUAAAAUUGUAUUAUGGUAGUAGUGUUUACUCAAAGUUAGAAGAUACAACCUUUUCCGCCAUCAUGAUUAAUGGAUCAGACUAAAACUACCACAAUAUCUGUAACAUGAUUACAGUUCAUCAGUGCCAUUUAAGUAUUUUAUACCUUCUUGACACUUACUACUUUGAGAGAAAAAAAAGCAACUCAAAUCAGUAACAAUAAAACAUGAAAU